AUGAUAACUACUCUAGUGACUCUACUGUCUGUGUUGUUAUCGACUGUUUUUGGAUGCUAUCUUUUCCCUAACGACGUUCCGGAUCCAUGUCGUGGAGUAACGUGCGGACCCGGCGAGCUAUGUCGCCCAACGUCUGAUGGACGAUCUUACCAUUGCGAGUGUCCAACAUCGUGCCCCAGUUACGGUGAUCACGAGGGAUCACGGCCUCUUUGCGCCAGCGAUGCCCGAGAUUAUCCUGGAGAAUGUGAGAUGCGACGAGCUGCUUGCGAAACCAACACAAAUAUCACUUUUAUGUACUACGGCAAAUGCGAUCCUUGCGCAGGCGUAACUUGUCCUGAUCCCGAAGUUUGCCAGUUAGACGAACGUCGAUUGCCGUCUUGUCGUUGCGCGGAACCGUGCCCUUUGGAGUUUUCGCCAGUGUGUGCUUCUGACGGGAAGACUUACUCCAACGAGUGCCAAAUGCAUCGGGAAUCUUGUCGCGCUAGGAAACAGCUGCGAAUAAUUUUUAAAGGACAGUGCAAUUCUGGAGUGAACCCUUGUUCGGAAGUGGAGUGCCGUCACGGUUCCGAGUGUCGUGUGGAGGAGAACGGGGCGGUGUGCGCGUGUCCGCCGCCCUGCGAGCCCGUGUUGCGUCCCGUAUGCGGUUCGGAUGCUCGCACACAUCACAGCGAGUGUGAGCUACGCCGUGCUGCCUGUUUGCUAGGCCGGGAGAUUAAGGUGGUGCACGCGGGUGCUUGUGGUUCGAGUGGAGUGUGCGCGGGGCGCGUGUGCCCGCACGGCGGCGAGUGCGUGGCGGCGGGCGCGCGCGGCGUGUGUCGCUGCCCGCGCUGCUCCAGCGAGUUCGCACCCGUCUGCGGCUCAGACGGCAUCUCCUACGGGAACCGCUGCACGCUGCAACUCGAGGCCUGCCGCCACCGACGAGACGUGCGCGUGCUCUACGACGGACCCUGCAACGGCUGUGAAAACAAGAAAUGUGAACAUUACGCUGUUUGUGAAAGUGACGGCGUGUCUGAAGCUAGUUGCGUUUGUCCAAAGCACUGUGAAGAAGGCACAGAAUCGGAAGAAGUUUGCGGCAACGACAAUCAAACGUACAGCAGCGUUUGUGCGCUACGCGAUGUCGCUUGUCGUGAGAAGAGGCAUCUUCACGUUAAACAUAUGGGUUCGUGUGAGACGUGCACGGAGGUGCAGUGUCCAAGCGGCACGUACUGCGCACGCGGCGUGUGCACGUGCAGUCGGUCGUGUGCGGGCGCGGACCGCGCGCCCGUGUGCGCGGACACGCGGCGCACGUACGCGCACGAGUGCGCACUGCACAAUGCCGCAUGCGAGGCGCGCGCGCGUGGCGACCUCCCCCCGCGUCUCGCGCACCACGGCGAGUGCGACGAGACUCCUGCCAACGCUGAUUCAGGGGCAAACAAAACAACGAAAAGUGGUGAGCUGGGCAAUGAUAUCCGAAUAGGCGAUGAAAAUGCGGAGAGUUCCAGCGAGGCGGGAGCGGGGGCCAGUAGCGCAGUGUGCGCACGUGUGCAGUGCGCGUUCGAAGCGACUUGCGCGGUUGACGCUAACGGACAACCGAAGUGCGCGUGCCUGUUCGACUGCGCAGCCGCCGCCGCUGCUGCGGUCACUUCGUCGCCCGUUUGUGCGUCCGAUCUGAGAUUGUAUCCGACUUUGUGCCAUAUGAAGUUGGAGGCUUGCCGGAGACAGGAGGAUUUAAGACUUCGUCCGCUAGCUUUGUGCAAGGGUUUGGAGUUUCGUCCUUGCGGUGAUGACGAGCCACUUACCGAUGCAGAUGGCCGGGCUCUAGACUGCGGCGGCGGGCCGCACCGUAAAGACUGUCCCGCAGGCAGCUACUGCCACCACACUGCUAAAGCGGCACGCUGUUGUAGAAAAGAUAAAACGAUUGCUGAGAAAAAAGACUGCCAGGAGUCGUGGCACGGUUGUUGUGCGGAUGGCGUGACGGCGGCGAGAGGGCCGGGAGGGGCUGGCUGUCCCUCUCAGUGUGGUUGCCAUCGCCUAGGCUCGGUGUCCGAACAAUGCGAUGAGAGUGGGCAAUGUGCGUGUCGACCGGGUGUUGGUGGGCAGAAGUGCGACCGCUGCGAACCGGGGUACUGGGGCUUACCGCGUAUUGGUGCAGUACACACUGGUUGCAUACCAUGUGGAUGCUCCGCUUUUGGUUCUGUUCGCGAGGACUGCGAACAGAUGACAGGCCGCUGUGUCUGUAAACCUGGUAUACAGGGGCAAAAAUGUACAGUUUGCUCAAACCAUGAACACACUCUAGGGCCUAAUGGCUGCUUUGAUCCUGAAUCGACGCAAUUGCCGGCAACGACCUGCGAGCAGUUGACAUGUUACUUUGGAGCAUACUGUGUGGUACGAAGCGGAUUGGCGACUUGCGAAUGCAGAGCUCCGGAAUGUCCGGCUUCGGAAGGACCAACUGUAUGCGGUAGUGAUGGCCGCAGUUAUUUAUCAUCUUGCCAUCUGCGUUCUCAUGCUUGUAGAACGCAAUCAGACGUCGUGGUGCAAGCAUUUGGACCUUGUGGGGACGCAGCACCGCACGUACGGCGAGAUAAGUUAAAUCAUUCGUACAGACAUGUAUCCAUAAACGACGAGUACGACGAAAGAUGUUUAAAAAAGACAAAUAAACAUCAUAAUACAAAAUAUUACAAUGAAUUCGAAGAGGAGCAAUAUAUAACAAACGAAGUAGAGGAUGAUUACCCGCUAUACGAAGAAUAUUAUGAUGGAAAAGAAAAGGACUUGUAUAUUGCGCCAUUGUUCGACGGGCGGGCUCAUAUGACAGCACGCACGAGGUUGCCCGCUAAAAGUUUCGAUAUAUGGGCCGAGGUCUCAGCUGUUUGCGGCAAGGGAGCGUUAAUGAGCGCCUCAGGUGUGAGAGAUUAUUUAUGGGUCGGUUUCAUGGAAGACAAGGCUGUAUUGCGUUGGGACGCAGGCAACGGCCCUUUAGAAUUGCGUUCCGGGAAGGUCAGAAUUGAUGGGAGGUCUAAAGUAUCGGCGAGAAGAUACAAGAAAGACGCAAUAUUAAAGUUGGGUUCAACUGCUGCUAGAGGUUCUACACACGGGCCAAUGAGUUCACUUGAUAUCGAUCCUUAUAUUUACAUUGGUCGUGCACCGGAUAAUGUUACAAUGCUAUCAGGGAUGAACAUUCCUGGUUUCGUCGGUUGCGUGCAUCGUCUGCGAGUUAGCGGACGCGACAUCAUUCCGCCCGCCCGAGGAAUGCUCGUCACUACACACGGAGUACGCCCCUGUACCCCACAUAACCUUGCUCAUGUUGUUUGCCCUUAA
Messenger RNA from Parnassius mnemosyne (clouded apollo), 3294 nucleotides. NCBI's taxonomy places the organism in Eukaryota, Metazoa, Arthropoda, Insecta, Lepidoptera, Papilionidae. The record is from the annotation of a GenBank genome assembly.